AUGUUGAUAAGCUUCAUGGAUAGGGUGGUGGAUAAAGACACAAAGGAAGAUGCACAAGAGACGAAGGGAUGGAUGCCACGACAAAACCGACAGAUUUCUGCCAAGUCCGAUAGCUCAACCAAGACAGGGGACAAAGACGAACCAACCUGCCAGGCCAAGGUGAAACGCGCGGAUGCACCCGUGCUUGUGACAAUAGCAACGGGUUCAAGAAUCUUUCUAGCACGAAUGGCCACUGGCUGGCGUAAUGAGCACUACCAGCUCGUUGCUAGGUAUGUCACCAUUGCGCGCCGUCAGACCGAAGAGGUUGACUCGUGCGGCAAUACCAAACGCGUGGUCGUCAUCCCCAAACGUAACUGGCAGGGAUAUGCCUACGAUAUUCGAGCUCAGUGUAGUAAGGUUAUCUUCCUAACCCGCACGGCUUCAGCAACCAUCUGGGAUGUAGAUAAUGCGAAGAAAACGUAUGGACCGUUCACGACGGUGUGCCUAUACGGCAGGGGCUGGAUUAUGAUCAAAUCUCGGCGAGAGGGCAAAUGCUGGAGAACGCCACGGGAACAAUUAGGUUUUGAUUGGAAUGAGGAAUGUAGCUAG
Molecule: messenger RNA, 588 nt
Organism: Talaromyces atroroseus
Lineage: Eukaryota; Fungi; Ascomycota; Eurotiomycetes; Eurotiales; Trichocomaceae
Exons: 3
Coding region: 1-588 (195 amino acids)
Source: RefSeq, a predicted model, not a curated record